Messenger RNA from Saccharomyces cerevisiae S288C, 6837 nucleotides. It is a transcript of the gene FAB1, whose product is annotated as 1-phosphatidylinositol-3-phosphate 5-kinase. Lineage: Eukaryota; Fungi; Ascomycota; Saccharomycetes; Saccharomycetales; Saccharomycetaceae. The coding region runs from base 1 to 6837 and encodes 2278 amino acids. Gene Ontology annotation, molecular function: ATP binding; metal ion binding; 1-phosphatidylinositol-3-phosphate 5-kinase activity. Gene Ontology annotation, biological process: phosphatidylinositol metabolic process. Gene Ontology annotation, cellular component: cytoplasm; endosome membrane; vacuolar membrane. The record is from RefSeq and is marked reviewed. The transcript has a single exon.
AUGUCAUCGGAAGAACCCCAUGCAUCUAUAUCCUUUCCAGAUGGCUCACAUGUCCGGUCGUCCUCCACUGGUACUUCAUCUGUGAACACAAUCGAUGCUACCUUAUCCAGACCGAACUAUAUUAAGAAACCGUCCCUGCACAUUAUGUCGACAUCUACGACGUCGACUACGACGGAUCUAGUGACAAACCCAAUUCUGAGCAAUAUCUCCGUGCCAAAAAUAAGCCCCCCCACAUCAUCCUCGAUAGCAACAGCGACAUCAACAAGUCACGUGACCGGCACUGCGUCGCAUUCGAACAUUAAAGCUAAUGCUAACACUAGUACCAGCGUGAAUAAGAAAAAUUUGCCGCCAACAACUAGUGGGAGGAUACCCUCUAGCACCAUCAAGAGAUAUCCGAGUCGCUAUAAGCCUUCUCACUCGCUGCAGCUGCCCAUUAAGAACGACUCCAACUUUAAACGAUCUAGCAUAUAUGCCUCCAAAUCCACUGUUACUGCUAUCCCCAUUAGGAACAAUCGGCCAAUUUCCAUGCAGAAUUCCUAUGCGCGCACUCCUGACAGCGAUCAUGACGACGUUGGCGAUGAAGUGUCUUCGAUAAAGAGUGCCUCUUCUUCGUUGACCGCAUCCCUGUCCAAGAGUUUCCUGUUCGCAUUUUAUAACAACCGCAAGAAGGACAAGACCAGUAACAAUGGUGUCCUCUCAAAGGAAUAUUGGAUGAAGGACGAGAGUUCUAAAGAAUGUUUCAGUUGUGGUAAAACGUUUAACACUUUCAGAAGGAAACACCACUGCAGGAUAUGCGGCCAAAUUUUUUGCAGCAGUUGCACUCUCUUGAUAGAUGGUGAUCGAUUCGGCUGUCAUGCCAAGAUGCGAGUAUGUUACAAUUGUUAUGAGCAUGCAGACACAUACGAGGACUCCAGUGAUGAAGAGAAUGAUUCUACAAUGCAAUUGAAUGAGCCAAGGUCUCGCUCUCGCUCUCGUUCUUCCAAUACCAAUCCAUAUUCUCAUUCACAUUCGCAUUUGCAUCUCAUUUCACAGGACAACCAUAACGGUACCGAUCUCCAUGAUCCAGUAGCAGCAACGGAUAACCCUCAACAGCAGAAUGAGGUCUACCUAUUAAAUGACGAUGACGUACAAAGUAUAAUGACCUCAGGUGAAGAUUCUAAAUUGUUCAUUUCUACACCCCCACCACCACCGAAGAUGGCCAUCCCAGCAACAAAGCAAGGCGGAUCGCUGGAAAUCUCAUUCGAUUCGGAAAACGAUAGGGCUUUGCAUUAUCAAGAUGACAACCCCGGUCGCCAUCAUCACCUCGAUUCCGUGCCCACAAGGUACACUAUCAGAGAUAUGGACAAUAUAUCACAUUACGAUACCAACUCUAAUUCCACUUUGAGGCCACAUUAUAACACCAAUAACAGCACUAUUACCAUCAACAACCUCAACAACACUACUUCCAACAACAGCAACUAUAACAAUACCAAUAGCAACAGCAACAUCAAUAAUCCUGCGCAUUCCUUAAGAAGGUCUAUUUUCCAUUAUGUAAGCAGCAAUAGUGUUAACAAGGACAGUAACAAUAGCUCUGCAACACCCGCUUCGUCUGCACAGUCUUCUUCCAUACUGGAUCCUGCCAAUCGUAUUAUCGGGAAUUAUGCUCAUAGAAAUUACAAGUUUAAAUUCAACUACAAUUCCAAAGGUCCUUCGCAACAAAAUGACACGGCAAAUGGAAAUAAUGAUAAUAAUAAUAAUAAUAAUAAUAAUAAUAAUAAUAAUAAUAAUAACAGUGCCAGCGGUAUUGCUGACAACAAUAACAUUCCCUCAAACGACAAUGGCACGACGUUCACUCUAGAUAAGAAGAAAAGAAACCCACUGACAAAAUCUAAAUCUACGUCCGCUUACCUAGAAUAUCCUCUAAACGAGGAAGACUCUUCUGAGGACGAAGGUUCCAUGUCCAUAUAUUCUGUAUUGAAUGAUGACCAUAAAACUGACAAUCCAAUUAGAUCAAUGAGGAACUCCACAAAAUCUUUUCAACGAGCGCAAGCUUCACUACAGCGGAUGAGGUUUAGAAGGAAAAGUAAAAGCAAGCAUUUUCCCAACAAUUCGAAAAGUUCCAUUUAUAGAGACUUAAAUUUCUUGACCAAUAGUACUCCCAAUUUACUUUCUGUAGUAAGCGACGAUAAUCUAUACGACGAUUCUUCUCCUUUGCAAGACAAGGCCUCUUCAUCCGCUGCAAGCAGACUCACUGACAGAAAAUUCAGCAAUAGCAGUGGCAGCAAUAAUAAUAGCAAUAGUAAUAGCAAUAUCAACACCGAUCCUUGGAAGAGAAUCGCUAGUAUAUCGGGAUUCAAACUGAAAAAGGAAAAAAAGAGAGAAUUAAAUGAAGUCUCUCUUUUACAUAUGCAUGCCCUAUUAAAACAAUUAUUGAAUGAUCAAGAAAUUUCCAAUCUUCAAGAAUGGAUAACCCUUCUAGAUGGCGCUUUGCGUAAAGUUUUAAGGACCAUCCUGAACGCGAGGGAUUUGAACACAUUAGAUUUUAGACAAACUUACGUUAAGAUAAAAAGAAUUAGUGGUGGAUCUCCUCAAAAUUCAGAAUAUAUCGACGGGGUUGUCUUUUCGAAAGCAUUGCCGUCGAAAACAAUGCCACGGCAUUUGAAAAACCCAAGGAUACUAUUAAUCAUGUUUCCACUGGAGUACCAAAAGAACAAUAACCACUUUCUAAGUAUAGAGUCCGUCUUUAGGCAAGAGCGCGAAUAUUUGGAUAAACUUGUUUCGAGAUUAAAGUCAUUACAUCCUGAUAUUAUAUACGUCGGCGCCAAUGUUAGUGGGUACGCGUUAGAACUAUUAAAUGACUCAGGCAUUGUCGUACAGUUUAAUAUGAAACCACAAGUCAUUGAAAGAAUUGCCAAGCUAACAGAAGCAGAUAUUGCCAUUUCUGUGGAUAAGUUGGCUACGAAUAUUAAGAUGGGUGAAUGUGAAACUUUUGAAGUUAAAAGCUACAUUUAUGGAAACAUCAGUAAAACAUAUACAUUUCUUCGGGGCUGUAACCCAGAACUUGGUGGAACAAUUUUGUUAAGAGGUGAUAGUCUUGAAAACUUGAGAAAAAUCAAACAAGUCUCUGAAUUUAUGGUCUACGCAAUUUUUUCAUUGAAGUUGGAAAGUUCAUUUUUUAACGAUAAUUUCAUACAACUUUCUACAGAUGUUUAUUUGAAGAGAGCUGAAUCCAAAAAACUGCAAGUUUUCGAAGGUUAUUUUGCAGAUUUCUUGAUCAAAUUCAAUAACAGGAUUUUGACUGUAUCACCAACGGUAGAUUUCCCCAUUCCCUUUUUAUUGGAAAAAGCCAGAGGCUUGGAAAAGAAGCUCAUAGAAAGGAUCAAUCAAUAUGAAAGCGAAUCUGAUUUAGAUCGGCAAACGCAACUAAAUAUGCUUCAAGGCUUAGAAUCGACUAUCACUAAGAAACACUUAGGAAAUUUAAUAAAAUUCCUGCAUGAAAUGGAAAUUGAAAAUUUAGAGCUUGAGUUUCAGAAGAGAAGUCGUCAAUGGGAGGUUUCAUAUUCAUCAUCACAGAACUUACUUGGUACGGGCUCACACCAGUCUAUAACAGUUCUCUACUCAAUGGUUUCAACAAAGACUGCCACACCUUGCGUUGGCCCUCAAAUUGUUACUAUUGACUAUUUUUGGGACAGUGAUAUUUCCAUUGGUCAGUUUAUCGAGAACGUCGUGGGAACUGCCAGGUAUCCCUGCCAACAAGGCUGUAAUGGUCUGUAUUUGGAUCAUUAUAGAAGCUAUGUUCAUGGGUCAGGAAAAGUAGACGUUUUAAUCGAAAAAUUCCAAACUAGAUUACCAAAAUUAAAAGAUAUUAUCCUCACGUGGAGUUAUUGUAAAAAAUGUGGGACAUCUACUCCGAUUUUACAAAUUAGCGAAAAAACCUGGAAUCAUUCUUUCGGUAAAUAUUUAGAAGUCAUGUUUUGGAGUUACAAAGAUAGCGUGACAGGAAUUGGGAAAUGUCCUCAUGAUUUCACUAAAGAUCAUGUCAAAUACUUUGGUUACAAUGAUUUAGUGGUUCGACUAGAAUAUUCUGAUUUAGAAGUUCAUGAAUUGAUAACCCCACCACGCAAAAUAAAAUGGAAACCUCAUAUCGACAUCAAACUGAAGGUGGAACUAUACUAUAAGAUUCUGGAAAAGAUCAAUAAUUUCUAUGGGAGUGUCCUAAGUCGGUUGGAACGUAUUAAAUUGGAUAGUAUGACUAAAGAUAAAGUUCUUAGUGGACAAGCUAAAAUUAUCGAAUUGAAGAGCAAUGCUACAGAGGAGCAAAAAUUAAUGUUGCAAGACCUGGAUACUUUUUACGCAGAUAGUCCUUGCGAUCAACAUUUACCAUUGAACCUGGUUAUCAAAUCUCUAUACGAUAAGGCUGUAAAUUGGAACUCUACAUUUGCGAUAUUUGCAAAAAGCUAUUUGCCUUCUGAAACUGAUAUUAGUCGUAUCACGGCCAAGCAGCUGAAAAAACUGUUUUACGAUUCUUCAAGAAAAGACAGCGAAGACAAAAAAUCACUUCAUGAUGAAAAGGCGAAGACGAGGAAACCAGAAAAGAACGAAUUACCGUUAGAGGGAUUGAAAGAUGUCGAAAAGCCGAAAAUUGAUAGCAAGAAUACGACAGAGAAUCGUGACAGAACGAACGAACCACAGAAUGCCGUGACGAUAACCACUUUUAAAGACGACACUCCAAUUAUUCCAACAAGUGGUACUAGUCACUUGACAGUUACACCUUCUGCAUCGUCGGUUUCUUCUUCUUUGACCCCUCAAACCGAAGAACGUCCGCCAAUAAGCAGAAGUGGAACAGGUAUAUCUAUGACUCAUGAUAAAAGCACUAGACCUAACAUAAGAAAAAUGAGUAGUGAUAGUAGUUUAUGUGGACUAGCAUCACUUGCUAAUGAAUAUAGUAAAAAUAAUAAGGUGAGUAAGCUAGCUACAUUUUUCGAUCAAAUGCAUUUUGAUGCCCUGUCGAAAGAAUUUGAACUGGAACGUGAAAGGGAAAGAUUACAACUUAAUAAGGAUAAAUACCAAGCCAUACGAUUACAAACAUCCACACCAAUUGUGGAAAUUUAUAAAAAUGUCAAAGACGCAGUUGAUGAACCGCUUCACUCUAGAAGUUCAGGCAAUAAUUUGUCAUCUGCGAAUGUUAAGACUUUGGAGGCACCUGUGGGAGAACAUUCCCGGGCCAAUAAUUGUAAUCCUCCUAAUUUAGAUCAAAACUUGGAAACUGAAUUAGAAAAUUCCAUUAGCCAAUGGGGAGAAAACAUUUUGAACCCCUCUGGAAAGACCACCGCAAGUACUCAUUUAAAUUCUAAGCCAGUAGUAAAGGAAACUUCAGAAAAUCCAAAGUCAAUAGUUAGAGAAUCAGAUAAUUCAAAGUCGGAGCCGCUUCCACCUGUAAUAACAACAACAACUGUCAAUAAGGUAGAAUCCACUCCACAACCUGAAAAAUCAUUAUUGAUGAAAACCUUGAGCAACUUUUGGGCAGAUCGAUCUGCGUAUUUGUGGAAACCCCUUGUUUAUCCAACCUGUCCUUCGGAACACAUUUUUACUGAUAGUGACGUUAUAAUCCGCGAAGAUGAACCAAGUUCCUUGAUCGCAUUUUGCUUAAGUACUUCUGACUAUAGAAAUAAAAUGAUGAACUUGAAUGUCCAGCAACAACAGCAGCAGCAAACAGCAGAAGCUGCUCCUGCCAAAACAGGAGGAAACAGUGGAGGAACUACGCAAACCGGGGAUCCUUCUGUUAACAUUUCUCCCUCAGUUUCUACAACUUCUCAUAAUAAGGGGAGGGACUCAGAAAUUUCAUCCUUAGUAACCACCAAAGAGGGCUUGUUGAACACCCCUCCCAUUGAAGGCGCCCGAGAUAGGACCCCACAAGAAUCACAAACGCAUUCCCAAGCAAAUUUAGAUACUCUUCAAGAAUUAGAGAAAAUUAUGACAAAAAAAACAGCCACACACUUGAGAUAUCAAUUUGAGGAGGGUUUAACGGUAAUGUCAUGUAAAAUUUUCUUCACAGAACAUUUUGACGUGUUUAGAAAGAUUUGUGAUUGUCAAGAAAACUUCAUUCAAAGUUUGUCAAGAUGUGUUAAAUGGGAUUCCAAUGGGGGGAAAAGUGGGAGCGGGUUUUUAAAGACUUUGGAUGAUAGAUUUAUUAUAAAGGAGCUGUCACACGCAGAACUGGAAGCCUUCAUAAAAUUUGCACCAAGUUAUUUUGAAUACAUGGCACAAGCAAUGUUCCAUGAUUUGCCCACGACUUUGGCUAAAGUAUUUGGGUUUUAUCAAAUUCAAGUAAAAAGCUCUAUUUCAAGUUCCAAAAGUUAUAAAAUGGACGUUAUCAUUAUGGAGAACUUAUUUUAUGAGAAGAAAACAACAAGAAUAUUUGAUUUGAAGGGUUCCAUGAGAAAUAGACAUGUCGAACAAACAGGUAAAGCUAAUGAAGUGUUGUUGGAUGAAAAUAUGGUAGAGUAUAUUUACGAAUCACCUAUUCAUGUUCGCGAAUAUGACAAGAAACUUUUAAGAGCUUCUGUUUGGAACGACACAUUAUUUUUGGCCAAAAUGAAUGUGAUGGAUUAUUCCUUAGUCAUUGGUAUUGACAAUGAAGGGUAUACUUUGACAGUAGGAAUCAUUGAUUUCAUUCGAACGUUUACAUGGGACAAAAAACUAGAAAGUUGGGUCAAAGAGAAAGGCCUAGUAGGGGGGGCCAGUGUGAUCAAGCAGCCUACCGUUGUUACACCAAGACAAUAUAAAAAACGUUUUAGGGAAGCAAUGGAGAGGUAUAUUUUGAUGGUUCCUGAUCCGUGGUAUAGGGAAGGAAAUUAA